GUGAAACAUACGAGACAAACGUAGAAAGAAACAAAAAAAAAACAAUCUAAGAAAAAUCGAAGAGAGGAACAUAUAUAAUAGAAAUAGGAUCGAAAAAUAGAAGUUAAUGCCAACAUCAAUAACAACAAAACAAUCAAUGAGAACAAAGGAUAUUCAAGACAACAACAAUGGAUAGGAAUCUAUUAGGUCCACUCAUCUUUAUGGGAAUCUUAGUUUUGGGUCUAACGAAGCCAAUGUCAACGUCAACUUCCACAGCUAACAAAUUUGAAAUCCUGCACGACAAUAAUGCAAACUCUAUUAACGACGACCACAGAGACAAAGAGCAUCGGCAACAGUAUGCUGCAAAUAUGUUGACGUAUAUGAUCCAUUCCAUAGAUCCAUGUGAUGACUUUUACGAAUAUGCCUGUGGGAAUUGGAAAAAUACUAUAGAGCCUCGUCAAGCGGAACACAAACGCAACAAUCUGCAUGAUGUCAGCUACAAGUUGGAUGAUUUGGUUGAAGUUAUGUUGGCAUGGCCUCACAUCGAUAAUAUCGCUCCAGAAUAUUCAAGGGAGUUUAAAACCGCCCAACAAUUCUACAAUAAUUGCGUACAUAGCGAGAUAUACCCCAUGAAAAAAUCCACCGAGUAUUUGAAGGUCAUUAAAAACAUUGGUGGCUUUCCAGCUGCCCAAAGUGAAUGGAAUGCCUCAGAAUUCAGUUGGCUCAAUAUGAGUUCUCAUAUGAGCAAUUACGGUUUAGGCAGUUUAAUUAAAGAGGGUAUUAUGGAUAAGUUUCCAUUCGCCCCGUUUUUUCAAAUACCCAAAUUCGGUUUUGACAUUGAACUACACUAUGAUAAUAUUAAGAAUAGUUCAUCGAAUGCCUAUAAAAUAAAUUGGCAGAUCAUGAAUGACAUAUUGGCCGUGUAUGGGGUGGAACUGGCAAAGAGACGGACAUCUAUUAUCAGUGAAAUAUUUAAAUUUCUACGGGCUGUCUUAGAUGUUGUCGAGAAAUUUGAGGAGGACGAUUACAAAUGUCGUAUCUUAUCGGACAAAUUGGACGAAGAUGUCGUCCAUGCAGCCGAUCAGCAAUGGCUGACCCACUAUGAAAUAUCCUGGAUGGGAAAAUCUGAAUUGCAAGAUGUAAUUACAGCACCAUGUCUUUAUUUAUAUCAUCAUUUGGAUAAGAUCUGUUCGGAACAUAAGGAAGCUGUGGCCAAUUAUCUGGCACUGAAAUUCCUCUAUCACAUAGAUGCCCGUUUAAAGGAUGUAAAAUUUCAGAAGGAUUAUUGCACGUCCCAUGUAAGGCAAACAAUGAGUUUUUUCUUUGAUCACUUGUAUAUGAAGACAUUCUUCAACCAUGAUCUACGAAGUGAUAUUGAGAAAAUUAUCAAAGAUGUUCGACAAAGUUUACAGAGCAUACUGGCGGAAGCCGAUUGGUUAGAUGAGGCUACAAGAGAAGCAGCUCUGCGAAAAGAAGCAGCUAUCGCAGAAUACAUUGGACGUUUUGAAGAUACAAACAUGACCAAACUUCUUCUGGCUGAAUUGAAAAAUCUUAAAUAUGAAGAAGACAAUUACGAUCUUAACAAUUUGAAUAUGCACAAAUUUGACCAAUCAAUGAAACGUUAUAAUGGAUUGCACUAUGAAGAACUCGAUAUUGAUACCAAAUGUUUGGAUAUGCUUCUGGGCAUGCAGGUGAAUUCCUUCUAUUAUGUGAUCGAUAAUGCCAUCUAUGUUAUGGCUGGUGUUCUGCAUCCACCUGCUUUCCAUAAGACAUGGCCCAUUGCCUUGAAAUAUGGCACUCUAGGAUAUCUGGUGGGCCAUGAAUUUACUCAUGGCUUCGAUACACUUGGUUCCAACUAUGAUGCUAAUGGCAACAAUAAUAAUUGGUGGACCAGCAAAUCGGGAAAGGUGUUUGAGGAACGUUCCCAAUGUUAUGUUGAAAAUUAUCAGAAUUAUUCAAUACCGGAAAUCAACCGCAAAAUCAAUGGUAAUUUAACAAAAGAUGAAAAUAUUGCCGAUGCCGGUGGCCUAAGAAUGGCUUUUAUGGCCUAUCGUCGUUACUUAAAGGAGACCAAGAAGGAAGGAGACAAAGAGGAACGAAUGCCCGGCCUAGAUUUAUCGCCGGAACAGCUGUUCUUCUUGGGAUCGGCCCAACUUUGGUGUUCGUCUUACAAAGAAGCCGUCUGUCCGUCCGUCCAUGUAUUCUUUUGAACAAAAUACAGGUCGCAUUUAUCAUUCGAUUGAGAUGAAAUUUUGCAAACAAUAUUUAUUUGGCCCAAGGUGAUAAUCGGAUCAGAUUUAUAUAUAGCUCCCAUAUAUCUUCAACCUAUUUCGGGCUAAUAUAAGAAUAACCUGUAUUUUGGUACAUCCCACCGAAUUUUUA
Musca domestica (house fly) is the source of this 2361-nucleotide messenger RNA. RefSeq names its product membrane metallo-endopeptidase-like 1. The transcript is spliced from 3 exons. Gene Ontology annotation, biological process: protein processing. NCBI's taxonomy places the organism in Eukaryota, Metazoa, Arthropoda, Insecta, Diptera, Muscidae. Gene Ontology annotation, cellular component: plasma membrane. Gene Ontology annotation, molecular function: metalloendopeptidase activity. The coding region runs from base 168 to 2189 and encodes 673 amino acids. The record is from RefSeq and is a predicted model, not a curated record.